This is a messenger RNA of Colletotrichum chrysophilum, 1788 nucleotides long. It is a transcript of the gene ARA1, whose product is annotated as D-arabinose 1-dehydrogenase (NAD(P)(+)). The transcript is spliced from 4 exons. Gene Ontology annotation, molecular function: epoxide hydrolase activity; zinc ion binding; aminopeptidase activity. Gene Ontology annotation, cellular component: cytosol. Gene Ontology annotation, biological process: proteolysis. The coding region runs from base 1 to 1788 and encodes 595 amino acids. The record is from RefSeq and is a predicted model, not a curated record. Lineage: Eukaryota; Fungi; Ascomycota; Sordariomycetes; Glomerellales; Glomerellaceae.
AUGGCCGCCGCCAACAGAGACCCCAACACCCUCUCCAACUACGGUGCGUGGCUCACCAAGCACACCACCGCCAACCUCACCAUCGACUUCAAGGACAAGUGUCUGAAGGGCUCCGUCACCCUCGAGCUCGAGUCGCUGACCGACAAGGAGAGCAAGGAGAUCGUCCUCGACUCCAGCUUCCUCUCCAUCAAGGGCGUCAAGGUCAACGCCACCACCUCCACCUAUGAGCUCAAGGACCGCGUCGAGCCCUACGGCGCUCCCCUGCACGUCUUCGUGCCCCAGGGCGCGGCAAAGGGCGAGAUCGUCAAGGUCGACGUCGACCUGUCGACCACCGACAAGUGCACCGCGCUGCAGUGGCUCACGCCCGCCCAGACGAGCAACAAGAAGCACCCGUACAUGUUCUCGCAGUGCCAGGCCAUCCACGCGCGCUCGCUGUUCCCGUGCCAGGACACCCCCGACGUCAAGUCGACGUACACCUUUGUCCUGACCUCGCCGCUGCCGGUCGUUGCGUCCGGCGUGGCUGUCGAGGGCGAGCCGGAGAAGAAGGGCGACGAGACGGUGUACCGCUUCGAGCAGAAGGUGCCGAUCCCGUCGUACCUGUUUGCGCUGGCGUCUGGAGACAUCGCGACGGCGGACAUUGGGCCGCGCAGUAUUGUUGCAACGGGACCCGAUGAGCUGAAGGAGUCACAGUGGGAGCUCCAGGGCGACAUGGAGAAGUUCAUGGAGGUCGCGGAGAAGCUUGUCUUCCCUUACAGAUGGGGUCAGUACAACGUGCUGGUCCUGCCGCCCAGCUUCCCCUACGGCGGCAUGGAGAACCCCAUCUACACGUUCGCGACGCCGACCAUCAUCAGCGGUGACAAGCAAAAUGUGGACGUUAUUGCUCACGAGCUGAGCCAUUCGUGGAGUGGAAACUUGGUUACCAGCUGCAGCUGGGAGCACUUAAUCGGCAUGGCUGUUCACGGUGAUGCUGAGCGUGACUUCUCUGCCAUCAUCGGCUGGAAGGCUCUGGAGGACGCCGUCGCCCUCUUCGGCAACGACUCCGAGUUCACCAAGCUCAUCAUCAACCACAAGGGCAUCGACCCCGAUGACGCCUUCAGCACCGUCCCCUACGAGAAGGGCUUCCACUUCCUCUACUACCUCGAGCGCCUCGUUGGCCGCGACGCCUUUGACAAGUUCAUCCCCCACUACUUUACCAAGUGGUCUCGCAAGUCUCUCGACUCUUUCGAGUUCAAGGACACCUUCCUCACCUUUUUCAAUGGCCUCGGCGAUGCCGAGAUCAAGGACAAGGUGGCCUCCAUUGACUGGGAUAAGUGGUUCUACCAGCCUGGUCUGCCCCCUAAGCCCGAGUUUGACACCUCGCUGGCGGAUGUGUGCUACAAGCUUGCGGAGAACUGGAAGGACGAGAAGUUCACUCCCUCUGCCGAGGACGUAGCCUCCUUCUCCGGAAACCAGAAGCUCGUCCUCCUCGAGACCAUCGAGAAGUUCCCGAGCCCCCUGUCCGCCGAACGCGCCCGCCUUCUCGGCAAGACCUACGACCUCGUUUCGUCGCGCAACGCCGAGCUCAAGACUGCCUACUACAAGAUCGCCCUGGCGGCCCAGGACUCAUCCUCGUACGCCGGAGCCGCUGAGCUUCUUGGUCACGUCGGCCGAAUGAAGUUCGUCAGGCCUCUGUUCCGUUCGCUGAACAAGGUUGACCGCGACCUUGCGCUCAAGACCUUUGAGAAGAACCGUGACUUCUACCACCCCAUCUGCCGUGGCAUGGUCGAGAAGGACCUUGGACUCGUGUAA